This is a messenger RNA of Marmota monax (woodchuck), 651 nucleotides long. RefSeq names its product synaptonemal complex central element protein 2 (gene Syce2). The transcript has 5 exons. The record is from RefSeq and is a predicted model, not a curated record. NCBI's taxonomy places the organism in Eukaryota, Metazoa, Chordata, Mammalia, Rodentia, Sciuridae. The coding region runs from base 1 to 531 and encodes 176 amino acids. Gene Ontology annotation, biological process: synaptonemal complex assembly. Gene Ontology annotation, cellular component: central element.
AUGGAGCGACCAGGAGUGGACAUGCCCCACGUAGAGUUCAAGGACCAGGAGCCGCAGGCGAUGGGGGAGCACCAGCAAGGCCAGGAGCACGGCGAAGAGGAAGCUGGUGGAGGGUCAGCUAGUGCCAACCGCCAGCUGCCCGCGCUGGAAGGAAAGCCAGUACCCUACUUCUCCUCUCUGGAGUCAAGCAUUGAUAUCCUGAAGAAAAGAGCCCAGGAACUGAUCGAAAACAUCAACGAGAGCAGGCAAAAGGAUCAUGCACUCAUGACCAACUUCAGGGACAGCCUCAAGAUCAAGGUCACCGAUCUGACAGAGAAGUUAGAGGAGAGAAUGUACCAGGUUUACAACCACCACAGCAGGAUCAUCCAGGAGAGGCUCCAAGAGUUCACCCAGAAAAUGGCAAAGAUCAGCAAUCUGGAAACAGAGCUCAAAGAAGUCUGCCACACUGUAGAGUCUGUGUACAAAGACCUGUGCGUCCAGCCUGAGGUCACAAUUCCAGAAGAACAGACCUACAGAGAUGAUGAAUGCUAACCACUGCUGGGAGAUUCACUUACAUCUUAGUGACAGCCACCAAGAGGCCAUUGUUGGGCCAUGCAGAGAAGAUUGUUUUUCACAGUUCUGUAACAUAUUUUGGCCAAAACAAUAAAAAGA